AUGGACUUUCAAAGAAUCAUGCAGCAGCAGUUCAACAUGAGAGGUCAAAAUCUUGGUGACGUCCCUAUGGUAGACACAGCUGAACAAAUCUACAUUUCUUCCCUCGCCCUUCUCAAAAUGCUGAAGCAUGGCCGAGCAGGUGUGCCACUUGAAGUCAUGGGCCUUUUGCUAGGAGAACUAGUUGAUGAAUAUACAGUCCGUGUAGUCGACGUUUUUGCAAUGCCUCAGUCAGGAACUGGAGUAAGCGUUGAGUCAAUAGAUGAAGCUUUCCAGAUCAACAUGACUGAAAUGCUAAAGCAAACAGGGCGGUCAGAAAUGGUCGUAGGCUGGUAUCACUCCCAUCCUGGCUUUGGCUGCUGGCUUUCAGGAGUUGAUAUGAACACCCAACAAAGUUUCGAGCAGCAGCUGGCUAGAGCAGUUGCAGUUGUCAUUGACCCAAUUCAAAGUGUCAGAGGCAAAGUUGUGAUUGAUGCCUUUCGAUUGAUAAACCCGCAGCUUUCUAUGAGAGGAAUGGAACCUAGACAAACCACUUCAAAUAUCGGGCACGUUGCCAAGCCUUCUAUUAGCGCUCUCCUGCAUGGUCUUAACAGGCAUUAUUAUUCAAUCACCAUCAACUACAGAAAAAACGAGUUAGAACAGUCAAUGCUUCUGAACCUGCAAAAGCAAAAGUGGGUCCAAAAGCUUAAGGUUGAAGACUUCAUGAAAAGAGAAGAAGAAAACUUAAAAAUCAUUGAAGAAAUGGUCACGCUUGCAGAAACCUAUAACAAAUGGAUCCAAGAAGAAAUGAAAAAGACCAAACAAGAAAUGGUUGUGAGUACAGUCGGGAAACUUGACCCUAAAAAAAGGCUAGAACAUGACGUUGAUCAACUGAUGACCAAUAAUAUUUUGCACUCACUGUCAUCUAUGAUCGAUACAGUAAUCUUCUAA
Molecule: messenger RNA, 927 nt
Organism: Blepharisma stoltei
Lineage: Eukaryota; Ciliophora; Heterotrichea; Heterotrichida; Blepharismidae
Source: the annotation of a GenBank genome assembly